CGCCAAUGUUGUUUUCGCCGAGUCGAGCUGCUGGUGUUGUUGGCGGCGGCGCCAUAUUGGAAGGGACGAUCCCCCGUUAGCGAGAAGCCCCUUAGCGCUGGCCUCGCCGCCGCCAUGCUGUACCUGGAGGACUAUCUGGAGAUGAUCGAGCAGCUACCCAUGGAUCUGCGCGACAGGUUCACCGAGAUGCGCGAGAUGGAUCUGCAGGUGCAGAAUGCAAUGGAUCAACUAGAACAAAGAGUAAAUGAAUUUUUUAUGAAUGCAAAGAAAAACAAACCUGAAUGGAGAGAAGAGCAAAUGACGUCAAUCAAAAAGGAUUACUAUAAAGCUUUGGAAGAUGCAGAUGAGAAAGUACAAUUGGCAAAUCAGAUUUAUGACUUGGUAGACCGGCACUUGAGAAAGUUGGACCAAGAACUAGCUAAAUUUAAAAUGGAACUUGAGGCAGAUAAUGCUGGGAUUACAGAAAUACUAGAAAGACGUUCUCUGGAACUGGAUACACCAUCACAGCCAGUGAAUAACCAUCAUGCCCAUUCACACACUCCAGUAGAGAAAAGAAAGCAUAAUCCAUCUUCUCACCAUAGUACAACAGAUCAUGUUCCUGAAAAGAAGUUUAAAUCUGAAGCUCUUUUGUCUACUCUCACUUCAGAUGCCUCUAAAGAAAAUACACCAGGGUGUCGAAACAGUAAUUCAUCAUCCUCUUCCAACAAUGCAUACAAUGCAAACUCUUCUCAGCCACUGGCAUCAUAUAACCUGGGCUCAUUAUCUUCAGGAUCUGGAGCUGGUGCUAUUACCAUGGCAGCGGCUCAAGCAGUGCAAGCCACAGCACAGAUGAAGGAAGGAAGAAGAACAUCCAGCUUAAAAGCCAGCUAUGAAGCCUUUAAGAACAAUGACUUUCAACUUGGGAGAGAAUUUUCAUUAUCCAGAGACUCAACUGGAUAUUCAUCAUCAGCUCUGGCAUCUACAUUAACACAAACAUUAAGUUCAUCAACCACAGAUUCACGGAGUGGUCGAAAAAGCAAAAACAACAACAAGUCUUCAAGCCAGCAGUCCUCCUCCUCAUCAUCAUCUUCAUCUCUGUCAUCAUGUUCUUCGUCGUCUGCUUUAGCACAAGAACUAUCUCAGCAAACAGCAGCAAUACCAGAGUCUGAUUCUAACAAUCAAGUUGAUUGGACCUAUGAUCCAAAUGAGCCACGUUACUGCAUUUGUAAUCAGGUGUCCUAUGGUGAAAUGGUGGGCUGCGAUAACCAAGAUUGCCCAAUAGAGUGGUUCCAUUAUGGCUGUGUUGGAUUGACAGAGGCACCAAAAGGGAAAUGGUACUGUCCACAGUGUACUGCUGCAAUGAAGAGAAGAGGCAGUAGACAUAAAUAAGUUUCUUCAUUUGGAAAACAAAUGACAUCCUAAAGAUUUUAUAGAGGACUUUAACAAAUCACAUUUUGCAACCACUUAAAGAAGGAUUGAUAUAGCAAUCAUAAGAUCUUGAACUAUUAGUUUUGCUAGUUGUGUUUUAAUAUUGUAAGUAAAUUAUUUAUGCACUACUGAUGUGCUAUAAAUAUUAUUCCAGUUAGCCUUGGAUUCUUCCAGUGGCCAACAUAUGCAGACAUUUGUACUCUCAAACCAUUUUCUCAGAGCAGUGGGCAUUCUACAAUAAUUCAGUCUUCAAAGAAUUCUAACAGGAGAAGAUUUUAAAUGUAUGUUUUAUAUUCAACAGGCAUAUUCUGCUGCAUGUACUGUACUCGAGCUGUUAUAUAACAGUAUGUAUAUAAAUGGUGCAAAAAGUCAGUGUAUCUAAAAAGAAUAUAAGGCAGUUGUUUUUAUAAUGCCUUUAUAGCUUUGUUUCUUUGUGAAACUAAAUUCAGCAGGCUGAAGAAAAUGGUUCUUGUAUAAAGCGGGCUGGUGUCCUUUAGAGUACUUGGGUACAUAAAAACAAACUCCUGUAGAGUAAAAACAAAUUUGUGCCAUUAGUCUUUAUAUGUCUCUGCACCGAACAGGGUGCAGAUCAUAAGAAAAAGGGUGUUAAAGUGAUAAAUUUUUUAUACCAAAUGCGUUUAUUUUUUUGUGCAAGUAAUCCUUUAAAUUGGAAUUGUAUUAGGUGUUAAAAUUUAAAAAAAACAACAAACUCAGAUGUUGAUAUUGAUGCUUUGCAUACUUUGUUGGAAAAGAAUAAAACCUCAGAAUUAAUCUGUCA
Messenger RNA from Emys orbicularis (European pond turtle), 2185 nucleotides. RefSeq names its product inhibitor of growth family member 3 (gene ING3). NCBI's taxonomy places the organism in Eukaryota, Metazoa, Chordata, Testudines, Emydidae. Gene Ontology annotation, cellular component: NuA4 histone acetyltransferase complex. Bases 115 to 1368 code for a protein of 417 amino acids. The record is from RefSeq and is a predicted model, not a curated record. The transcript is spliced from 12 exons. Gene Ontology annotation, biological process: regulation of DNA-templated transcription.